CCAUGCGCUGAGGUCGUCAGCAAAAGAUCACUUUUGAGCAGAGCAGCAACCACGCCCAGUCCCCGUCCAAGAGCAGAGCAGAGGCCAGCACAUGCGACGCGAUCCCCGCCGUCUCCUCCGCGUCCGCUCAGCUAGCCGCCCACGCACCCGGACCAGCCGUGCCGGUAUAAAUUCCCCACCCCUCUCGCCGCCAUCUUCCCCCACCUCAAAUCAAUCAAUCCCAAGCUCCAGCUCCAAGCGCAACAACGCACAGCUAGCCUACUGCUUCCGUCUUCCUCCAUAGCAAGACCAGAGCAGAGGAGAGCCAUGGCCAAGGUGCACCCCAACGGCGCCGUCGCGCCAGAGCCAACAAUAAGCAGCGGAGCGGCAGCCGAGGAACAACCGCCGGCGGUGCUGACGGUGUGGCGCAAGUCGCUGCUCUUCAACUGCGACGGCUUCACCGUCUUCGACGCCAAGGGCGACCUCGCCUUCCGCGUCGACUGCUAUGGCUCCAGCCGCCGCCGCGCCGAGGUCGUCCUCAUGGACGUCGCGGGGAAGCCGCUCCUCACCGUCCGCCGCAAGAGGCUCAGCCUCCUCGGGGAGCACUGGGUCAUCUACGACGGCGACGCCGCGGAACACAAAUCAUCCAAGCCGCUCCUCUCCGUCCGACGCCACGUCAGCCUCCGCGCCUCCAGCAAGACGCUGGCGCACGUCACGCCCGUGGCCUCCAGCACCUCGGCGUUCGUGGUGGAGGGCUCCUACGGGCGGCGUGCCUGCGCCGUGCGCGACUCGCGCGGGGACGCGGUGGCGGAGGUCCGCCGGAAGGAGUCGGUGGGCGACGACGUGUUCCGGCUGGUGGCGAACCCGCGCCUGGGCGCGCCGCUGGCCGUGGGGCUCGUCAUCGCCCUCGACGAGAUGUUCGCCAGCGGCCGUGGCUCGCCGCGGUCACUGCUGCGCAGGACAUGGUCGGCGUAGCUAGCUAGAAACGCCGAAGCCAAGGGUAGGCCAGGGCCACUUCUCCACCUGACGCAAUAUGUACAGACCCGAUCGAUUGUUAGCGGCAUGCAGCAGAGUUUUAGCGUGCUGGCUGCUACUGCAGAGGGCCUAUAGCCUAUAGCUAGUGUGCGCAUCACAUCCAUUCAUCGGCACAAGUGUUGCUCUUUCCAAACAAUGUGCAAAAUUGAUGCAAUGAAACAUGCGAAUCGGUUAACUAGUUUUGUUUUUGCAAAA
Molecule: messenger RNA, 1209 nt
Organism: Setaria italica (foxtail millet)
Lineage: Eukaryota; Viridiplantae; Streptophyta; Magnoliopsida; Poales; Poaceae
Product: protein LURP-one-related 8
Exons: 1
Coding region: 307-954 (215 amino acids)
Source: RefSeq, a predicted model, not a curated record